GGCGGGGGAGGGGAGGGGAGGGGGCGCGGGGCCGCGGCGGCGAAUCUCGCUUCCUCCUCGGGGCGGCUGUGUAGGAGGCGGCGCCCCGGCGGCGGCGACGGCGGCGGCGGACGGACCGAUCGACGGGCGGGUGCUCGCGAACCGACGGCCGGCCGCCCGCCCGGAGCUGCUCGCUGGCCGGGAGACAGCGGUGGCGGACGAUGCGCGGCCCCAGGCCCCGCGCGGGCGGGCGCUGCCCAGGGGGCUGACCGCGCCGGACGGCGCCCCAGGACCGGGCAAGGGAGCCCGCGCCGCCCGGAGGCCAGGAAUCGUGAGCUGGAGCCAGGGUCCAAGUUGGAUCUGAUCCAAAGCCUGAGAUCAAGCUGGGCCCGGAGCCUGGCCUGGAGCUGGAGCCCAAGCCACAGCUGGACUGCCCCUGCCAUGCAGAAGGAGCGGGGCAUUGCACCUUCUUGCCCAGGCAUGCAGAGCCCCAGGCCCCUACCCCUGCUAUCACUGCUGCUGCUCCUGGGCGCGGGGGUGUCGGGCGCCUGGGGCCAGGCUGGGAGCUUGGACCUGCAGAUUGACGAGGAGCAGCCAGCGGGCACACUGAUCGGGGACAUCAGUGCAGGGCUUCCAGCGGGCACAGCAGCACCUCCCAUGUACUUCAUCUCCGCCCAGGAGGGCAGCGGUGUGGGCACAGACCUGGCCAUUGACGAACACAGCGGGGUGGUCCGUACAGCCCGGGUCUUGGACCGCGAGCGGCGGGAUCGCUACCGCUUCACUGCAGUCACUCCUGAUGGCGCCACCGUGGAAGUUACCGUGCGAGUGGCUGACAUCAAUGACCACGCUCCAGCCUUCCCACAGGCUCGAGCUGUCCUGCAGAUACCUGAGCAUACCGCUCUCGGCACCCGCUACCCACUGGAGCCUGCUCGUGAUGCAGACGCUGGCCGCCUAGGAACCCAGGGCUAUGCGCUGUCUGGUGAUGGGGCUGGAGAGACCUUCCGGCUGGAGACACGUCCCGGUCCAGAUGGGGCCCCAGUGCCUGAGCUCGUAGUUACCGGGGAGCUGGACCGAGAGAACCGCUCACACUACAUGUUGCAACUGGAGGCCUACGACGGUGGUUCACCACCCCGGAGGGCCCAGGCCCUACUGGACGUGACGUUGCUGGACAUCAAUGACCAUGCCCCAGCUUUCAAUCAGAGCCGCUACCACGCUGUGGUGUCCGAGAGCCUGGCCCCCGGCAGUCCUGUCUUGCAGGUGUAUGCCUCCGAUGCCGAUGCCGGUGCCAAUGGGGCUGUAACUUAUGAGAUCAACCGGAGGCAGAGCGAGGGUGACGGGCCCUUCUCCAUCGACGCACACACGGGGCUGCUGCGGCUGGAGCGGCCACUGGACUUCGAGCAACGGCGGGUCCAUGAACUGGUGGUACAGGCACGGGAUGGAGGGGCUCACCCUGAGCUGGGCUCGGCCUUUGUGACCGUGCACGUGCGAGAUGCCAAUGACAAUCAGCCCUCUAUGACUGUCAUCUUCCUGAGUGCGGAUGGCUCCCCCCGAGUGUCUGAGGCUGCCCCCCCUGGCCAGCUUGUUGCUCGAAUCUCUGUGUCAGACCCAGAUGAUGGUGACUUUGCCCAUGUCAAUGUGUCCCUGGAAGGUGGAGAGGGCCACUUUGCGCUCAGCACCCAGGACAGCGUCAUCUACCUGGUGUGCGUGGCUCGGCAGCUGGAUCGAGAGGAAAGGGAUGCCUAUAACUUGCGAGUUACUGCCACAGACUCAGGCUCACCCCCGCUGCGAGCCGAGGCUGCCUUUGUGCUGCAUGUCACUGAUGUCAACGACAACGCCCCUGCCUUUGACCGCCAGCUCUACCGGCCCGAGCCCCUGCCUGAGGUUGCGCUGCCUGGCAGCUUCGUGGUGCGAGUGAUGGCCCGGGAUCCUGACCAGGGCACCAACGGUCAGGUCACCUAUAGCCUGGCCCCAGGUGCCCACACCCGCUGGUUCUCCAUCGACCCCACUUCAGGCAUCAUCACCACAGCUGCUUCACUGGACUAUGAGUUGGAACCACAGCCGCAGCUAAUUGUGGUGGCCACGGAUGGGGGCUUGCCCCCUCUCAUCUCCUCUGCCACAGUGAGUGUGGCCUUGCAGGAUGUGAAUGAUAAUGAGCCGCAGUUCCAGAGGACUUUCUACAAUGCCUCCUUGCCUGAGGGCACCCAGCCCGGAACCUGCUUCCUGCAGGUGACAGCCACAGAUGCAGACAGUGGCCCAUUUGGCCUCCUCUCCUAUUCCUUGGGUGCCGGACUUGGGGCCUCGGGGUCUCCCCCAUUCCGCAUCGAUGCCCACAGUGGCGACGUGUGCACGACCCGGACCCUGGAUCGCGAUCAGGGGCCCUCAAGCUUCGACUUCACAGUGACAGCUGUGGAUGGGGGAGGCCUCAAGUCUAUGGUGUAUGUGAAGGUGUUUGUGUCAGACGAGAAUGACAACCCACCUCAGUUUUAUCCACGGGAGUAUGCUGCCAGUCUGAGCGCCCACAGUACACCAGGCACAGCUGUGCUGAGGGUGCGUGCCCAUGACCCUGACCAGGGACCCCAUGGGCGACUCUCCUACCACAUCCUGGCUGGCAAUAGCCCCCCACUGUUUGCCUUGGAUGAGCGCUCAGGGCUGUUGACGGUAGCCUGGCCCUUGGCCAGACGGGCCAAUUCCGUGGUGCAGCUGGAGAUCGGGGCUCAGGAUGGAGGUGGCCUGCAGGCAGAGCCCAGUGCCCGAGUCAACAUCAGCAUUGUGCCCGGAACUCCCAUACCACCAGUAUUUGAGCAACUACAGUAUGUCUUUUCUGUGCCAGAGGAUGUGGCACCAGGCACCAGUGUGGGUGUAGUCCAAGCACACAAUCCAUCAGGUCGCCUGGGGCCUGUGACCCUCACCCUAUCAGGUGGGGAUCCCCGAGGACUCUUCUCCCUAGAUGGGGCCACAGGGCUGUUACAAACGCUUCGAGCUCUGGACCGGGAGCUGCUGGGACCAGCGCUAGAGCUGGAGGUACGGGCAGGCAGUGGAGUGCCCCCGGCUUUCGCCGUAGCUCGGGUGCGUGUGCUGCUGGAUGAUGUGAAUGACAACUCCCCUGCCUUCCCUGCACCUGAAGACACGGUGUUGCUGCCGCCAAGCACUGCCCCAGGGACUCCCAUCUAUACACUGCGGGCUCUGGACCCCGACUCAGGCGUUAACAGUCGAGUCACCUUUACCCUGCUUGCUGGGGGUGGUGGGGCCUUCACUGUGGACCCCACCACAGGCCACAUACUGCUUAUGGGACCUCUGGGGCCUCCAGGGGGGCCAGCCCAUGAACUGGAGCUGGAAGCCCAGGAUGGUGGCUCCCCACCCCGCACCAGCCACUUUCGACUGCGGGUGGUGGUACAGGACUUGGGGACCCGUGGGCUGGCUCCCCACUUCGACAGCCCCACCUACCGUGUGGACCUGCCCUCAGGCACCACCCCUGGAACUCAAGUCCUGCAAGUGCAGGCUCGAGCACCAGAUGGGGGCCCUGUCACCUACCGCCUUGCAGCAGAUGGGCCAAGUAGCCCCUUUGGCCUGGAGCCACAGACUGGGUGGCUAUGGGUGCGAGCAGCACUGGACCGUGAGGCCCAGGAGUUAUACACACUGAAAGUAAUGGCAGUGUCUGGGUCCAAAGCUGAGUUGGGGCAGCAGACAGCCACAGCCACCGUGAGGGUCAGCAUCCUCAACCAGAAUGACCACAGUCCCCGCUUGUCUGAGGAGCCCACCUUCCUGGCUGUGGCUGAGAACCAGCCCCCAGGGACCAGUGUGGGCCGGGUCUUUGCCACUGACCGAGACUCAGGACCCAAUGGACGUCUGACCUACAGCCUGCGACAGCUGUCAGAAGACAGCAAGGCCUUCCGCAUCCACCCCCAGACUGGAGAGGUUACCACACUCCAAACUCUGGACCGUGAGCGGCAGAGCAGCUACCAGCUCCUGGUGCAGGUGCAGGAUGGGGGGAGCCCACCCCGCAGUGUCACAGGCACCAUACACAUUGCAGUGCUCGACCUCAAUGACAACAGCCCCACCUUCCUGCAGGCUUCAGGGGCUGCUGGUGGGGGCCUCCCCGUACAGGUACCAGAUGGUGUGCCUCCAGGAACACUGGUGACAACUCUGCAGGCCAGGGAUCCGGAUGAGGGGGAGAAUGGAACAAUCCUGUACAUGCUAACUGGUCCUGGCUCAGAGCUCUUCUCUCUGCACCCUCACUCAGGGGAGCUGCUCACUGCAGCACCCCUGACCCGAGCAGAGCGGCCUCACUAUGUGCUGACGCUAAGUGCUCACGACCAAGGCAGCCCCCCUCGGAGCUCCAGCCUCCAGCUGCUGGUGCAGGUGCUUCCCUCAGCUCGCUCGGCUGAGCCUCCGCCGGAACCCUCAGACCCAGACCCGGCCGCACCUGUGCCUGUCGUGCUGACCGUGACAGCAGCCGAGGGCCUCCAGCCCGGCUCUCUGUUGGGCUCGGUGGCGCCGCCAGAGUCGGCGGGAGUGGGCGCACUCACCUACACACUGGUGGGCGGCGCGGACCCGGAGGGCACUUUCGCGCUGGACGCGGCCUCCGGGCGCUUGUACCUGGCGCGGCCCCUGGACUUCGAGGCGGGCCCGGCGUGGCGCGCGCUCACAGUGCGCGCCGAGGGGCCGGGAGGCGCGGGCGCGCGGCUGCUGCGAGUGCAGGUGCGCGUGCAGGACGAGAACGAGCAUGCGCCGGCCUUCGCGCGUGACCCGCUGGCUCUGGCGCUUCCGGAGAACCCAGAGCCGGGGGCGGCGCUGUACACUUUCCGCGCGUCGGACGCCGACGGCCCGGGCCCCAACAGCGACGUGCGCUACCGUCUGCUGCGCCAGGAGCCGCCCGUGCCCGCGCUUCGCCUGGACUCACGCACCGGGGCGCUCAGCGCCCCGAGAGGCCUGGACCGGGAGACCACUCCCGCUCUGCUGCUGCUCGUGGAAGCCACCGACCGGCCUGCCAAUGCCAGCCGCCGCCGCGCAGCACGCGUUUCCGCGCGCGUCUUUGUCACGGAUGAGAAUGACAACGCUCCGGUCUUUGCGUCGCCCUCACGUGUGCGCCUCUCUGAGGAUCAGCCGCCGGGGCCCGCAGCGCUGCACGUGGUAGCCCGGGACCCGGACCUGGGCGAGGCUGCACGCGUGUCCUAUCGCCUGGCAGCUGGCGGGGACGGCUACUUCCGGCUACACCCCAGUACCGGAGCGCUGUCCGUGGUGCGGUCCCUGGACCGUGAACAGCGAGCUGAGUUCGUGCUGACUGUGGUGGCCUCCGACCACGGCUCCCCGCCGCGCUCAGCCACGCAGCUCCUGACUGUCAGUGUCGCCGACGUCAACGACGAGGCACCCACUUUCCAACAGCAGGAGUACAGCGUCCUCUUGCGUGAGAACAGCCCGCCUGGCACAUCUCUGCUCACUCUGCGGGCAACCGACCCAGACCUGGGGGCCAAUGGGCAAGUGACUUAUGGAGGCAUCUCUGGCGAAAGCUUCUCCCUGGACCCAGACACUGGAGUUCUUACAACUCUUCGGGCCCUGGAUCGGGAGGAGCAGGAGGAGAUCAAUCUAACAGUGUAUGCCCGGGAUGGGGGCUCGCCUCCGCUGUUGACCCAUGUCACAGUGCGAGUGGCUGUGGAGGAUGAGAAUGACCACGCCCCAACCUUUGGGAGUGCCCAUCUCUCCCUGGAGGUGCCUGAGGGCCAGGACCCACAGACCCUUACCACGCUGCGGGCCUCUGACCCGGAUGUGGGAGCCAACGGGCAGCUGCAGUACCGCAUCCUGGAUGGGGACCCAUCAGAAGCCUUUGUUCUGGACCUAGCUUCAGGGGAGUUUGGCACCAUGAGGCCACUAGACCGGGAGGUGGAGCCAGCAUUCCAGCUGCAGAUAGAAGCCCGGGAUGGAGGCCAGCCAGCUCUCAGUGCUACUCUGUUUGUGACAGUGACAGUGCUGGAUGCUAAUGACCAUGCCCCCGCCUUCCCUGUGCCUGCCUACUCUGUGGAGGUGCCUGAGGAUGCACCCGCAGGGACCCUGCUGCUGCAGCUACAGGCUCAUGAUCCUGACGCUGGGCCCAAUGGCCGCGUGACCUACUACCUGGGUGCAGGUGCAGCAGGAGCCUUCCUGCUGGAGCCCAGCUCUGGGGAAUUGCGCACAGCCGCAGCCCUGGACAGAGAGCAGUGUCCCAGUUAUGCCUUUACCGUGAAUGCAGUGGAUGGUGCGGCUGCUGGACCCCUAAGCACCACGGUGCCUGUCACCAUCAUGGUGCGCGACGUCAAUGACCACGCGCCCACCUUCCCCACCAGUCCCCUGAGGCUGCGCCUGCCCCGCCCAGGCCCUAGCCUCAGUACCCCAACCCUGGCUCUGGCCACUCUGCGAGCUGAAGACCGUGACGCUGGUGCCAAUGCCUCUAUCCUAUACCGGCUGGCAGGCACACCACUUCCUGGCACCACUGUGGACUCUUACACUGGUGAAAUCCGUGUGGCCCGCUCCCCUGUAUCCGUGGGUCCCCAGGAUCGUGUCCUCUUCAUCGUGGCAACCGACCUUGGCCGUCCAGCUCGCUCUGCCACUGGUGUGGUCAUUGUUGGGCUGCAGGGAGAGUCUGAGCGUGGACCCCGCUUUCCCCGGGCUAGUAGCGAAGCCAUGCUCCGUGAGAAUGCACCCCCAGGGACCCCCAUUGUCUCCCCCAAGGCUAUCCAUACAGGGGGCUCAAGUGGACCCAUCACAUACAGCAUUCUCAGUGGGAAUGAGAAAGGGACCUUCUCCAUCCAGCCUAGUACAGGAGCCGUCACGGUUCGCUCAGCAGAGGGGCUGGACUUUGAGGCAAACCCACGGCUGCGACUGGUGCUGCAGGCGGAGAGUGGAGGAGCCUUUGCCUUCUCCGUGCUGACCCUAACGCUGCAAGAUGCCAAUGACAAUGCUCCCCGCUUCCUGCGGCCCCACUACGUGGCCUUCUUGCCUGAGUCCAGGCCCUUGGAGGGACCCCUGCUGCAGGUCGAAGCAGAUGACCUGGAUCAAGGCCCCAGUGGACAGAUCUCCUACAGUCUGGCCGCAUCCCAGCCAGCCCGGGGAUUGUUCCAUGUAGACUCAGCCACAGGCACUAUCACUACCACAGCUAUCCUGGACCGUGAGAUCUGGGCCGAAACACGGCUGGUGCUGAUGGCCACAGACAGAGGAAGCCCAGCCCUGGUGGGCUCAGCUACCCUGACGGUGAUGGUCAUCGACACCAAUGACAAUCGCCCCACCAUCCCCCAGCCCUGGGAGCUCCGAGUGUCGGAAGAUGCACUAUUGGGCUCAGAGAUUGCACAGGUAACAGGGAAUGAUGUGGACUCAGGACCAGUACUGUGGUAUGUGCUGAGCCCUUCUGGGCCCCAGGAUCCCUUCAGUGUAGGCCGCUAUGGUGGCCGCCUCUCCCUCACGGGCCCCUUGGAUUUCGAGCAGCGUGACCGCUACCACCUGCAGCUCCUGGCACAUGACGGGCCUCACGAGGGCCGUGCCAACCUCACGGUGCUCGUGGAGGAUGUCAAUGACAAUGCACCCGCCUUCUCACAGACCCUCUACCAGGUGAUGCUGCUUGAGCACACACCCCCAGGCAGUGCCAUUCUCUCCGUCUCUGCCACUGACCGGGAUUCAGGUGCCAAUGGUCAUGUCUCCUACCACCUGGCUUCCCCUGCUGAGGGCUUCAGUGUUGACCCCAACAACGGGACCUUGUUCACAACAGUGGGGACAAUGGCCUUGGGCCAUGAAGGGCCAGGAGUGGUGGACGUGGUGCUGGAAGCACGAGAUCAUGGGACGCCGGCUCGGGCCGCACGCACCACAGUGCACGUGCAGCUGCAGGACCAGAACGACCACACCCCGAGCUUCACAUUGUCACACUACCGUGUGGCAGUAACUGAGGAUCUGCCCCCUGGUUCCACCCUGCUCACCCUGGAGGCCACAGAUGCCGACGGAAGCCGCACCCACGCCGCCGUGGACUACAGCAUUGUCAGUGGCAACCGGGGCCGAGUCUUCCAGCUGGAACCCCGGCUGGCUGAGACUGGGGAGGGUGAUGGACUAGGCCCCCGGGCCCUGGGCUGCCUGGUGUUGCUUGAGCCUCUAGACUUCGAAAGCCUAACCCAGUACAAUCUAACUGUGGCUGCAGCUGACCGGGGGCAGCCACCUCGAAGCUCGGCUGUGCCGGUCACCGUCACUGUGCUGGAUGUCAAUGAUAACCCACCUGUCUUCACCCGAGCAUCCUACCGUGUGGCAGUACCCGAGGACACACCUAUUGGAGCCGAGCUGCUGCACGUGGAGGCCUCCGACGCUGACCCAGGCCCGCAUGGCCUUGUGCGUUUCACCCUCAGCUCAGGCGACCCUUUUGGGCUCUUUCAGCUGGAUGAGAGCUCGGGUGACUUGCGACUGGCCCACCCCUUGGACUGUGAGACCCAGGCUCGACAUCAGCUUGUCGUGCGGGCUGCCGACCCUGCCGGGGCACACUUUGCUCUGGCACCAGUGACCAUCGAAGUCCAGGAUGUGAAUGACCACAGGCCAGCCUUCCCUCUGAGCUUGCUCAGCACCAGCCUGGCAGAGAACCAGCCUCCAGGCACUCUCGUGACUACUCUGCAUGCAACUGAUGGCGAUGCUGGGGCUUUCGGAAGGCUCCGCUACAACCUGCUGGAGGCUGGGCCAGGGCCUGAGGGCCGUGAGGCAUUUGCGCUGAACAGCUCAACAGGGGAGUUGCGGGCACGAGUGGCCUUUGACUAUGAGCACACAGGAAGCUUCCAGUUGCUGGUGGGUGCUACCGAUGCUGGGAAUUUGUCAGCCUCAGUCACUGUGUCAGUGCUGGUGACUGGUGAGGAUGAAUAUGACCCAGUAUUCUUGGCUCCAGCUUUCCACUUCCAAGUGCCGGAAGGUGCCCGGCGUGGCCACAGCCUGGGUCACGUGCAGGCCACAGAUGAGGAUGGAGGUGCUGAUGGCCUGGUGCUCUAUUCCCUUGCCACCUCUUCCCCCUAUUUUGGUAUCAACCAGACUACAGGUGCCCUGUACCUGCGGGUGGACAGCCGGGCACCAGGCAGCGGAACAGGCACCUCUGGGGGUGGGGGCCGGACCCGACGUGAGGCACCACGGGAGCUGAGGCUGGAGGUGGUAGCACGGGGGCCUCUGCCUGGUUCCCGGAGUGCCACAGUGCCUGUAACUGUGGACAUCACCCACACUGCACUGGGCCUGGCACCUGACCUCAACCUGCUAUUGGUGGGGGCUGUGGCGGCCUCCCUGGGAGUCGUGGUGGUGCUCGCAUUGGCAGCCCUGGUCCUAGGGCUGGUGCGGGCCCGGAGCCGCAAGGCUGAGGCGGCACCUGGCCCAAUGUCACAGGCAGCACCCCUGGCCAGUGGCUCUCUACAGAAGCUGGGCCGAGAGCCACCCAGCCCACCGCCUUCAGAGCACCUGUAUCACCAGACUCUCCCCAGCUAUGGUGGGCCAGGAGCUGGAGGACCCUACCCCCGCGGUGGCUCCCUGGACCCUUCACACUCAAGUGGCCGAGGCUCAGCGGAGGCCGCAGAGGAUGACGAGAUCCGCAUGAUCAACGAGUUCCCCCGUGUGGCCAGUGUGGCUUCCUCUCUGGCUGCCCGUGGCCCUGACUCCGGCAUCCAGCAGGAUGCAGAUGGACUGAGUGACACAUCCUGCGAGCCACCUGCCCCCGACACCUGGUAUAAGGGCCGCAAGGCAGGGCUGCUGCUGCCGGGUGCAGGGGCCACUCUGUACCGAGAGGAGGGCCCCCCAGCCGCUGCCACAGCCUUCUUGGGGGGCUGUGGCCUAAGCCCUGCACCCACUGGGGACUAUGGCUUUCCAGCAGAUGGCAAGCCAUGUGUGGCAGGAGCACUGACGGCCAUUGUGGCUGGGGAGGAGGAGCUCCGUGGCAGCUAUAACUGGGACUACCUGCUGAGCUGGUGCCCUCAGUUCCAGCCGCUGGCCAGCGUCUUCACAGAGAUCGCCCGGCUCAAGGAUGAGGCUCGGCCGUGUCCCCCGGCUCCCCGUAUUGACCCACCACCCCUCAUCACUGCCGUGGCCCACCCAGGAGCCAAGUCUGUGCCCCCCAAGCCAGCCAGCACGGCUACAACCCGGGCCAUCUUCCCACCAGCCUCUCACCGCUCCCCCAUCAGCCAUGAAGGUUCCCUGUCCUCAGCUGCCAUGUCCCCCAGCUUCUCACCCUCACUGUCUCCUCUGGCUGCUCGCUCACCUGUUGUCUCACCAUUUGGGGUGGCCCAGGGCCCCUCAGCCUCAGCACUGAGUGCAGAGUCCGGCCUGGAGCCACCCGAUGACACGGAGCUGCAUAUCUAGCUGUGGCCCAGGCUGGGCCCCGACCUGGGAUGCGCACAGUGUCCCCAAUGCAGGCCCCAUCUGAGCCUGCCCUGGGCAGCCUCGGACCAUGAUUGGCCGCGGGGGAGGCCAGAUCCCCACCCCAGAGUCCUCCAGUGGGGACAGGUCUCACGUCUCACCCCAGCCCUGUCAGAGCACCAGCACCACGAGGCCCUGUUGGGCACUGACCUGUGGCCGGGUCCAGUGUGGAGAGAAAGAUGAUGAAGGAGGCAGCAGCCCUGGGUCCUCCUCAGUGAGGGCUUCUUGCCCUGUGCCAGCACCCUGAGAUGGAGCUGAGACUUUAUUUAUUGGGGGGUAGGGGGAAUGGGGGCAGUCCCUCUAACUUGUUUGGGCCCAGCUCCUUUGGGUUCCACUGACACCCCUGCCCCUGCCCAGAAUCAAGUGCCAAUUCUCACUCUGGAGCCUUAAUAAACUGCAGUUUGUACCCAG
This is a messenger RNA of Delphinapterus leucas (beluga whale), 10773 nucleotides long. It is a transcript of the gene DCHS1, whose product is annotated as dachsous cadherin-related 1. Gene Ontology annotation, biological process: homophilic cell-cell adhesion. The record is from RefSeq and is a predicted model, not a curated record. Lineage: Eukaryota; Metazoa; Chordata; Mammalia; Artiodactyla; Monodontidae. Gene Ontology annotation, molecular function: calcium ion binding. Gene Ontology annotation, cellular component: cell-cell junction; plasma membrane.